CUAUGCUGAAGAUGCUCUCGUUUAAGCUGCUACUGCUAGCCGUGGCUCUGGGAUUCUUUGAAGGAGAUGCCAAGUUUGGGGAAAGGAGCGAAGGGAGCGGAGCAAGAAGGAGAAGGUGCCUGAAUGGGAAUCCCCCUAAGCGCCUGAAAAGGAGAGACAGGCGGAUGAUGUCCCAGCUGGAACUGCUGAGUGGAGGAGAGAUCCUGUGUGGUGGCUUCUACCCCCGAGUAUCCUGCUGCCUGCAGAGUGACAGCCCUGGUUUGGGGCGUCUGGAGAACAAGAUCUUUUCUUCCACCAAUAACACAGAAUGUGGCAAAUUACUUGAAGAGAUCAAAUGCGCUCCUUGCUCACCACACUCGCAGAGCCUGUUCUGUUCACCUGAGAGAGAAGUCCUGGAUGGAGACCUAGUACUUCCACUGCUCUGCAAGGACUACUGCAAAGAGUUCUUUUACACUUGCCGGGGCCAUAUUCCAGGUCUUCUUCAAACAACUGCUGAUGAGUUUUGUUUUUACUAUGCAAGAAAAGAUGGUGGAUCCUGCUUUCCAGAUUUCCCAAGAAAGCAAGUCAGAGGGCCAGCAUCUAACUACUUGGACCAGAUGGAAGAGUAUGAGACAGUGGAGGAGCUCAGCAGAAAACACAAACACAACUGCUUCUGUGUCCAGGAGGUAGUGAGUGGACUGCGGCAGCCUGUGGGUGCUGUCCACAGUGGCGAUGGCUCCCAUCGUCUCUUCAUUCUAGAGAAGGAAGGCUAUGUGAAAAUCCUAACCCCAGAAGGAGACGUUUUCAAGGAGCCUUACUUGGACAUUCACAAACUUGUUCAAAGUGGAAUAAAGGGAGGAGAUGAAAGGGGCCUGCUAAGCCUUGCAUUCCAUCCCAAUUACAAGAAAAAUGGAAAGCUGUAUGUGUCUUAUACCACCAAUCAAGAACGGUGGGCUAUCGGGCCUCACGACCACAUUCUUAGGGUUGUGGAGUACACAGUAUCCAGAAAAAAUCCCCAUCAAGUUGAUGUGAGAACAGCCAGGGUGUUUCUGGAAGUUGCUGAGCUCCAUCGAAAGCAUCUUGGAGGACAACUCCUGUUUGGUCCUGAUGGCUUUUUGUACAUCAUCCUUGGGGAUGGUAUGAUCACACUGGAUGACAUGGAGGAGAUGGAUGGGUUAAGUGAUUUCACAGGCUCUGUGCUGAGGCUAGAUGUGGACACCGACAUGUGCAAUGUGCCUUAUUCCAUACCACGGAGCAACCCCCACUUCAACAGUACCAACCAACCCCCAGAAGUAUUUGCCCAUGGACUCCAUGAUCCAGGCAGAUGUGCUGUGGAUCGACAUCCUACUGAUAGAAACAUCAAUUUAACAAUACUUUGCUCAGAUUCCAAUGGGAAAAACAGAUCAUCGGCCAGAAUCCUACAGAUAAUAAAAGGGAAAGAUUAUGAAAGUGAGCCAUCCCUUUUAGAAUUCAAACCAUUCAGUAAUGGCCCUUUGGUUGGUGGAUUCGUUUAUAGAGGUUGCCAGUCUGAAAGACUGUAUGGAAGCUAUGUUUUUGGAGAUCGCAAUGGGAAUUUCUUAACUCUGCAGCGAAGUCCAGUGACCAAGCAAUGGCAAGAAAAGCCACUCUGUCUAGGCACCAGCGGUUCCUGUCGAGGUUACUUUUCAGGUCACAUCUUGGGAUUUGGAGAAGAUGAACUAGGAGAAGUUUACAUUUUAUCAAGCAGUAAGAGUAUGACCCAGACUCACAACGGAAAACUGUAUAAGAUCAUAGACCCCAAAAGACCUUUAAUGCCUGAGGAAUGUAGAGUCACAGUUCAACCCGCACAGACCCUGACCUCGGAUUACUCCCGGCUCUGUCGGAAUGGCUACUACACCCCCACGGGCAAGUGCUGCUGCAGUCCAGGCUGGGAGGGAGACUUCUGCAGAACUGCCAAAUGUGAGCCAGCAUGUCGUCAUGGAGGAGUUUGCAUCAGACCAAACAAGUGCCUCUGUAAGAAAGGCUACCUUGGUCCACAGUGUGAGCACAUGGACAGAAGUUUACGCAGAGUGGCCAGGGCAGGUAUUCUGGAUGACAUCAUUGACAUGGCAUCUUAUUUGCUGGAUCUCACAAGUUAUAUUGUAUAGUCUCUGGGACCGUUAACUAGUCCUUCCUGGUGGGCAUUUACUUUGAUCUUGUCAUUAAAAAAAAAGAGACUAUCCUCCCGUUACACACUCCUGUGAUCUCAUUUUCUUUUAGUAAUUUAAAAACUAUUUCCAGAAAUGUGCAGAUUCCAGUGUGUAUGUUGGCCUGUUCGUUCACAUACACUCGUCCAACACGAGCAGUCACAAUCCCCAGACUCCAGGUUGUAUAACAGGUGGUUUUGUUUUGUUUUUAACAUCUACUUCCUGGUGUGGAAUACUUCACACAAAAGUUCCACUGAGAAUUAAUUACAGAAUUUUUAUGGCAUCAGAAGAUAUUCCUUUAGUUCCCGGGAAAUUUCUGCCUGUAAUUACUAAAGUCGAGCAUAGUAGGGUUUUGAAAUGUUGUGCAAUGUGGUAGAAAUAUUUUUAUAUUAAAGGUCUAUAAUAAGAGAGCAUGUUUCCAAACUCCUUGAUGGAUUUCUGACCAAGCAGCUUGAUGUGAGAUUGUACUCUGCAUUUCUGUUGUAUCUAAUUACAGAAUGUUGCACACUCACUCACCUUUUUAUUUGACAGAGCAAUCUGGUUACUUCAGCUUGAUCUCAAGAUGGUAUUCAAAUGUCUUAUGAUUAAAUCAGAGAAACCUAUUUGAAAAGAGCAAUCUUCCUGAAUGGACUGCUUCUAUUGUAUAUUUUGUGUAACAAUAGUCACUGGGUUUGUGUUACAUAUUUAUAUUUUUUAUUUUAUUUUUAUAAUAUAGACAUCACCUAGAUGAAACACCUUUACCCUAUCCUGUAAAUUACUAACGUUACAUUUUCACCAACUUAAUUGGAAAGAAGAGGAGUAAGGAAGCAAGCAGCCUUUAAUGUGCCUUGGAUCUAAUCUAGCAGUGUUUCCUUGUGUCAACAUGUAACCACCACACUGGUCAGAUGAAAAAAGCAAGUGGACAGCCAGGCCUUCCAGAACUCCAGCCUUGCAUACAUAUACAGUGCUUUCACCAUAGCAAGACUGUCACGAGUCUGUGGGAUUAGAAGGUUAAGGUGUGCACUCUGACUCCAUCCUCCAUGGAGAACAGCUUGCUCAUCCACAACCACUUCAGGCUGUGCAUAAGCUGCCUAACGUCAGAUUCUUAAAACCGUCCUUCUUGGCAACACUGACUUCCAUGCACAUGCUCCUUCAGGACUCUGUGACAAUACCCCUUGACUGUCGCCUCAAUGCAUUUCCUGCAAAUGCUCUGUUCAGAUUUUCUUAGAGAAAUGAAGUACUCUAAGUUACGAGAGUCUGACAGACACUGUUCUUAAUGGUUUUCCAUUUGCCAUCUCUCCACAUUUACAUUCUAACAAAGCAUAAGGGUUUUGUACUACUGAUCAUGAUAAGCAUUCACCCUCCUCCGUAACAUCCAUCCCUCUUGAAUCCAAAGUGUAGAAUCAUGUAAGUGCCCAGCACUGGCUGAUAUUGCACAUAUGCUCCUUAUCCGUAGGAAUAUGAGUCUGAGUUAUGGAACAAUGAUCUGUUGUUUUAAACUGAAAGAGUUGCAAUUACAUUGUGGAUUCUAAGGAAUUCUAAAGAAUCUACAACAUAGAACAAUUUGUUGGCUCCACUGCUGCUGUCUUCCAUAUAUGAUUACUUGGGUUUCCAAUGACCUCAUACCAAUGGAAAUGGGUUGAAAAAUCUUAGUGCUUAGUGAACAAUAGCCUGCAUUAAAAAGUGCAUGCAUAAUUUUGCACAAUUUAGCUUCAAUUGACAGUCUAUUCAAAGAAAUCUUGGAACUAAAUGAGCAUGGAGACCAAAUUGCCCUCUUACCCCAGAAAAGGGGUGGUCCCUUCUAGUCUCACCAACACUUCAUUGGCCCAACACUGUGACAAAUCUUGCAAUGAACCAUGCAGUACCCUGCAUCUGUAGGUUAAUAGCAACCUUUUGUCUCCAUUGCUUUCUCUUCAUAGUCCUUUUACUGAAUUCCAUCACAGAAAGUUUUACAAUUAAAAAAAAAAAAAAAAAAAAAAAAAAAAGGAAAAACUGCCCUGACAACCAUUUUUGUAAGUGGACCUUACUAUCAAAUCAUCUCUUAUUCAACAUGGGUGACACUGACAGAAUGUGAAUGUCUCCUGAAGGAGCCAGCUGUCUAAAUCUGUCAAAUCGUACAGUUUUAUUACACAUACCCCCAUUCAUAGUUUGAGCAAAAACAAGAAGGAUACCCCUAGAAAGCCAACAGAGUCUUAAAGCCCAAGUGCUUCAUUUUACACUUAAAGGGAAGAUGUUCCAUUGGUGGACGUUCUACUCAAACAAUGUAGACUAAGCUGGCCAGACCAGAGCUGCUUUAAUAGCCCUUUCUCAAGUGACGUAUUCCUUGAAGUUGAUUUUUAUGUCUGGGGAUUAUCAUAAAUGACUUGUGAGAGAUGUAUUGGAAUUGGUUAAAAAGUAUGAGCUAAGAAAAGUCUAUCCACCUAACAAAGCACACAAUUUAAACUAGAAAAAUGUCAUUUAUGUGAGUGCUGAUAUAUCUGACAAAGAAGAACUAAACAGUUACUAUUAUUCCCUACCUAUACUAGAGCUUAAGCUUUGGGUAUCAGCUCAGUGUGAAAUAGCAUUCUUACCAGUAUUGUUGCCAAACUUGCCCUGACUCAAAGCACAUAAAGCAAUAAUAUGAAAACUAAAUUAGAAUAUCAUUAAAGUGAAAAGGAGAGACAUUGAAGAAAGUUCAGCGAAGACAAAAAUGUUUCUAUCCAUAUCUUUUCAUCUUAGAAUCUUAAGAUAUUGGAAAAUAUUUCACAAGCUUUACUCAGAUGUUUCUACAAUUUAACUGAUCAAGUUUCAUGAAGGGUGGGCAAAAACAUCUAUGCAUGUCUACAAAACCCAGCUAGAAAACUAUUUUCUUGUCAUUUACAUGCCUCUGAGUAGUCAUGGCCUCCCUAUUGACUAUCCUUGGAAUUGCUACAGAAUGACAUACUGUUAGUACUUUUACUUCUGUCAUUAUUUUAAUAACUGAAUGGGAGGUCGGCCCCUGCAGCAGAGGUUUUUCCAAGAACAUUGUAAUCUAUUAGGAGUUUCUCCACUUUCUCUUGGCAUGUGAAAAAAGCCCAGUUUAAGUUGGUAAGGGAAGGUGCAUCAGUUUAGUUUCUGAGCAUCUGUCUAGAAUGUUACCUAAGAUUUCCCCCACGCUCUCCUUCACCCCUCUCUGCUCCUCCUCCUAUAUCUCUCUUUGAAUUUCUUCUUCCUCCACUCUCCUGCAUUUUGUGUUGGUUUCCACUAAACAGAUACAUCACAUGUGCCCAUCAUUAGGUUUCCCUGGGACAGAUACCUAUACAUUUUGUUGGGUUUAUUUUCCUUUGUUUUCACUCCUGGAGUCAUGCUGGCUUAAAUUCAGUAUCAUUAAGAUGAGUAGAGAAAGAACAUACCAGGCUAGUCUACUACAGUCAUUGAAAGAAAUGACGAAAAGCACACACAUCCACCAGUGUAGGUGCUCUAUGCCAGUCUUAUAGCAAAGUCACAGGAAAGAUGAAGGGAGUCACCCUAGUAGACAGCUUGAGCUGACAGGAGGGACACUCCUAGCUAGUU
Molecule: messenger RNA, 5654 nt
Organism: Phodopus roborovskii (desert hamster)
Lineage: Eukaryota; Metazoa; Chordata; Mammalia; Rodentia; Cricetidae
Gene: Hhip
Product: hedgehog interacting protein
Exons: 13
Coding region: 3-2105 (700 amino acids)
Source: RefSeq, a predicted model, not a curated record